Cyclospora cayetanensis is the source of this 1176-nucleotide messenger RNA. RefSeq names its product ribokinase. Gene Ontology annotation, molecular function: ribokinase activity. Bases 1 to 1176 code for a protein of 391 amino acids. The transcript has 2 exons. The record is from RefSeq and is a predicted model, not a curated record. NCBI's taxonomy places the organism in Eukaryota, Apicomplexa, Conoidasida, Eucoccidiorida, Eimeriidae. Gene Ontology annotation, biological process: D-ribose metabolic process.
AUGCACAGUAUCCAUGAAAAAAUGACUGGGCCAGCCGGCAUUGUGGUAAUCGGCUGUAUAAAUUCCGACAUUGUGGCUUUCGUCUCACAUCUCCCCCACGCCGGUGAAACGGUGUUCUCCAGCCCGCUAGAGGUGCAUUUUGGAGGGAAAGGAGCCAACCAGGCUGCACAGGUUGCCCUUCUCUUGCAAAGUCGCAGUACAAAAAAAGGGCAAGAGGGCCACCAGUGUGCAUUGGGUGAUGCAAAACAAGUUUAUCCAGGUCAACCAUUCGGGCAUGAGGACGCAGAUGCACACGACCCAACUACUACACGAGGCAAUACAACAAGCACGUGUGGUGUCGCGAUGGUCGGAAGAGUUGGCAGAGACACUGAGGGCUCGAGCUUUUUGCGUCAUUUUUCCUCUCUUGAUAUUGAUACACGAGGCGUGUCUGUCGACUCGCACACUCGCACGGGCACUGCUUUGGUCACGGUAGCCAAGGGUGGCGAGAAUACCAUUGCGUAUGUGCCUGGAGCCAACGCAUUCAUGAGCAAGGAGCAUCUCGCGGAGCAGCCCGUGCUAUCGUUGCUGCAGGAGGCAAAGGUGGUAGUUUCGGAGAACGGGAUUCCAGGAGAGGCUUCAGUAGAAGCUUUUCGCAUUGCCAAGGGGGCUAAUGCGCACGUAUUAACCGUAUUCACUCCAGCUCCAGUUGACCGCAUCAAUGCGGCGAUCUGCUGCUUCACAGAUUUCCUCCUUUGCAACAGUGUCGAAGCUCAAGCACUCCUAAAACUGUGGGGUGACACAACUGAUCUCAGCGAACCAACAAAUGAAAUGGACAUGGCACGCCUCUUGCAUGAACGCAUGCUGUAUACGGCUUCCCAAUUUGCUCAUGGAGCACGGGGCCUCGCUAAUGUCAUCAUCACGCGGGGGGCUAACCCAUGCGUCGUUUUCGCAAACGGGAAGGCUAUGCAAGUGCCGGUGGCACAGCACGUUCCUAGUGAACUUGUGGUAGACACAACGGGUGCGGGUGAUGCUUUCGCUGGAGCCUUCGCCUACUUUUUGCUACUGUCACCGAAGUCCCCGGAAUUGGCUGUGUCGCGUGCAACAUACGUGGCGGCGCAGUCGGUGACAAAAAACGGCGCAGCUGAAAGCUACGCUGGAAGAGGUGAUCUUCCUGAGCAUCUCUUCCGGAACGAUUAA